GAAGGACACAGUGAGGUUCUCACCCCCGCCCCCCGCCCCUCGCUCCCAUCCCCAGUUCCAUCAAAGCGAGCCCGGGCCAGCGCAAGGAUCUCCGAGUUGCGAGUGUGCUGAGGCUGGGACUGUCACUCAUUCUCCGAUCAGCGCGUGAACGCAGCUCGGCGGCGGCUGGCAGGAAACAAUUCUGCAAAAAUAAUCAUACUCAGCCUGGCAAUUGUCUGCCCCUAGGUCUGUUGCUCUGCCGCCGUCCACACUCGCUGCGAGGGGGGCACAGAAUUUACCGCGGCAAGAACAUCUCUCCCAGCCAGCAGAUUACAAUGCUGCAAACUAAGGAUCUCAUCUGGACUUUGUUUUUCCUGGGAACUGCAGUUUCUCUGCAGGUGGAUAUUGUUCCCAGCCAAGGGGAAAUCAGCGUUGGAGAGUCCAAAUUCUUCCUGUGCCAAGUGGCAGGGGAUGCCAAAGACAAGGACAUCUCCUGGUUCUCCCCCAAUGGAGAGAAGCUCAGCCCGAACCAGCAACGGAUCUCGGUGGUGUGGAACGACGACUCCUCUUCCACCCUCACCAUCUACAACGCUGACAUCGACGAUGCCGGCAUCUACAAGUGCGUGGUCACCGGCGAGGAUGGCAGCGAGUCCGAAGCCACCGUCAACGUGAAGAUCUUCCAGAAACUCAUGUUCAAGAAUGCACCGACCCCGCAGGAGUUCAGGGAGGGAGAAGACGCCGUGAUCGUGUGCGAUGUGGUCAGCUCCCUGCCCCCCACCAUCAUCUGGAAACACAAAGGCCGAGACGUCAUCCUGAAGAAAGAUGUCCGAUUCAUAGUCCUGUCCAACAACUACCUGCAGAUCCGAGGCAUCAAGAAAACAGAUGAGGGCACUUACCGCUGUGAGGGCAGAAUCCUGGCGCGGGGCGAGAUCAACUUCAAGGACAUUCAGGUGGUUGUGAAUGUGCCGCCCACCGUCCAGGCCAGGCAGAGCGUUGUGAAUGCCACUGCCAACCUCGGCCAGUCUGUCACCCUGGUGUGUGAUGCUGAAGGCUUCCCGGAGCCCACCAUGAGUUGGACAAAGGAUGGAGAACAGAUAGAGAAAGAGGAAGACGAUGAGAAGUACGCCUUCAGCGACGACAGCUCUGAGCUCACCAUCAGGAAGGUGGGGAAGGACGACGAGGCCGAGUACGUCUGCAUUGCCGAGAACAAGGCUGGCGAGCAGGAUGCGUCCAUCCACCUCAAAGUCUUUGCAAAACCCAAAAUCACUUACGUAGAGAACCAGACUGCCAUGGAGCUGGAAGAGCAGGUCACGCUGACCUGUGAAGCCUCGGGAGACCCUAUUCCCUCCAUCACCUGGAGAACCUCCACUCGAAACAUCAGCAGUGAAGAAAAGGCUUCGUGGACUCGACCAGAGAAGCAAGAGACUCUGGAUGGGCACAUGGUGGUGCGCAGCCACGCCCGCGUGUCGUCCCUGACCCUGAAGAGCAUCCAGUACACAGACGCUGGAGAAUACAUCUGCACUGCCAGCAACACCAUCGGCCAGGACUCGCAGUCCAUGUACCUUGAAGUGCAAUAUGCCCCCAAGCUACAGGGCCCAGUGGCUGUGUACACUUGGGAGGGGAACCAGGUGAACAUCACCUGCGAGGUGUUUGCUUACCCCAGUGCUACGAUCUCAUGGUUCCGAGAUGGUCAGUUGCUACCAAGCUCCAACUACAGCAAUAUCAAGAUCUACAACACACCCUCUGCCAGCUAUCUGGAGGUGACCCCGGACUCAGAAAAUGAUUUCGGAAACUACAACUGUACUGCCGUGAACCGUAUUGGACAGGAGUCGUUGGAGUUCAUCCUUGUUCAGGCAGACACCCCGUCUUCGCCAUCCAUCGACCAGGUGGAGCCCUACUCCAGUACUGCGCAGGUGCAGUUUGAUGAGCCUGAGGCCACAGGCGGCGUACCCAUCCUCAAAUACAAGGCUGAGUGGAAGGCGAUGGGCGAGGAAGCCUGGCAUUUCAAGUGGUAUGAUGCCAAAGAAGCCAGCAUGGAGGGCAUCGUCACCAUCGUGGGCCUGAAGCCGGAGACCACGUAUGCUGUACGACUGGCAGCCCUCAACGGCAAGGGGCUGGGUGAGAUCAGCGCGGCCUCCGAGUUCAAGACACAGCCAGUCCAUAGCCCUCCUCCACCAGCUCCUGCUAGCUCCUCUACCCCUGUUCCAUUGUCUUCACCAGAGACAACCUGGCCUCCUCCUGCCCUUCCAGCCACAGAACCAGCUAGGGAACCCAGUGCACCCAAGCUCGAAGGGCAGAUGGGAGAGGAUGGGAACUCUAUUAAGGUGAACCUGAUCAAGCAGGACGACGGGGGCUCCCCCAUCAGACACUACCUGGUCAAGUACCGAGCGAAGCUGUCCUCCGAGUGGAAACCAGAAAUCAGGCUCCCGUCGGGCAGUGACCACGUCAUGCUCAAGUCCCUGGACUGGAAUGCCGAGUAUGAGGUCUACGUGGUGGCUGAGAACCAGCAGGGGAAGUCCAAGGCGGCUCAUUUUGUCUUCAGGACCUCGGCGCAGCCCACAGCCAUCCCAGCCAACGGCAGCCCCACCUCAGGCCUGAGCACCGGCGCCAUCGUGGGCAUCCUCAUUGUCAUCUUUGUCCUGCUCCUGGUGGUUGUGGACAUCACCUGCUACUUCCUGAACAAGUGUGGCCUGCUUAUGUGUAUCGCCGUCAACCUGUGUGGGAAAGCCGGGCCCGGAGCCAAGGGCAAGGACAUGGAGGAGGGCAAAGCCGCCUUCUCGAAAGACGAGUCCAAGGAGCCCAUCGUGGAGGUUCGAACCGAGGAGGAGCGGACCCCAAACCAUGAUGGUGGGAAACACACAGAGCCCAAUGAGACCACGCCGCUGACGGAGCCCGAGCUGCCUGCCGAUACCACAGCCACUGUCGAGGACAUGCUGCCUUCUGUCACCACCGUCACCACUAACUCUGACACUAUCACCGAAACCUUUGCCACUGCUCAGAACAGCCCCACCAGUGAAACCACCACCCUGACCUCCAGUCUUGCCCCGCCGGCCACAGCCGCGCCAGACUUGAACUCUGUGCCCGCUGGCCAGGCCACCCCUUCCAAGGGGCCCAGCGUCUCGGCCGCCUCCCCUCCCCCGGCCUCGGCCCCCAAAGUCGCCCCCCUCGUUGACCUGAGCGACACCCCGACCUCAGCCCCCGCGGCGAGCAGUUUGUCCUCUAGUGUCCUGGCCAACCAGGGGGCCGUGCUCAGCCCCAGCGCCCCCACCGGCGUGGGGGACGCCUCCACGGCCCCUGCGGCCAGCAAGCCGGCCCCCACUGGUGCAGCCAGUCCCCUGGCAGCCCCGGCUGCUCCUGCUACAGAAGCCUCCCAGGCCAAGCAGGAGGCUCCCAGCACCAAAGGCCCGGACCCGGAGCCCACCCAGCCCGGCGCCGCGAAGAGCCUGCCCGAGGCAGCCACAGCCCCCGCUAGCCCGAAGAGCGAGGCUGCCUCCGUCAGCGCCACAAACCCUUCCCAGGGCGAGGACUUUAAAAUGGACGAAGGGAACUUCAAGACCCCAGAUAUUGACCUUGCAAAGGAUGUUUUUGCAGCCCUGGGCUCUCCUGCUCCCGCCGCUGGGGCCAGUGGACAAGCCCCUGAGCUUGCUCCUUCCACUGCAGACAGCUCUGUGUCGCCUGCGCCAGCAAAGACCGAGAAGGGCCCUGUGGAAGCCAAGUCGGAGAGCCAGGAGUCAGAAACGAAGCCAGCGCCAGCCGAAGCCCAGACGGUCCCCAACGACGCCACACAGACAAAGGAGAACGAGAGCAAAGCAUGAUGGGCGAGCGGCCAGGAGCAGAGAGCAAAACAUGACGCGGCACAGCAGCUUCCCCGGAGUGAUUCCUGCAUCCCACGCACGCGCGCGCACACCACACACACACACACACACACACACACCUCAUUCCUCUAGUGUCUUUUGCCUUUAAAAAAUUAACUAAAACAGAUAAAUACAGGAUAUCCUUUUUGUAGGUUUAUAGAAAGGGUCCCUUUCUUGCGCACUCACUUGUAAGAAAAUGAGACAAUAAGGUUAAACCCACAGCCAAACUAGGACACUCUGUUCCCUGAAACCAUUUAAAAAAUCAAACAAAAGGACCCCAAAUUAAGAAUCUAGGAAGCUCAGAAAAAGAAAGAAAAAAGUCUAGGUUCGGGAAGACCACACUUGGUGUUACCCAAUUGGCACAGACCUGUUUUAGAGAAACCCUUUCAGGCACUAAGACUAACCGAAUGAACAAAGUCCACAGUUUAUUUUUGUACUUUCAGUCGAGUUCGAACUCUGUAAAACCUCAUAAAUAAGUUAUCAUUUCUGUUCACUUUGUAUUUGUUCAGUAUGCAAAGUGUGUCACCCUUUCUAGCUGAAUUCGAUUCCCACGUAGACUCUUGUUUUGUAGGAAGAAUGCCAAAUCGCAGCUUCUGGGGGUAGAUCUCAAUUUGCAGUAUUUGGACUUUUUAUGUUUCUCUUUGGUUCUCUCUCUCUCUCUCUCUCUUCCUUUCUGCCAACUUUGUUUGCCAGUGUUUACAAGUUGAUAAAUGUUUGACUUCGGUUGUGUUUAUAAAACAGCUGCCUUUUUUUUUUUUUUUUUUUUUUUUUUACUUUUUAAGUAACAAAUUCUGCCUAGAGGUAGGUGAGAUCAUCGCAGGAUUGCUUUAGCAGAGAACUUGACAAAACAUCAUCAUCCGCAGCGGCUCUCCCUGACGCUCUGAUGUGCAGUUUUUACCUGUGUCCGGCCCAGGUGAAAAUCUGUCUCGUCCUGGAAGGGUUUUGUGUUUUGGUUUCAAUUCUUUCUGUGUUCCUUCCGGGGGGGUCAAACCACUUUCUGAUUAGCCGCCACCCACCUGCAUCGGUGAACAAGGCUCUGCUCCCCAGGUGUUGGUGCCCUCGCAUUUGAAGGACUCCUUUGGCUUUGCUGAAUGAAGCAGAGAAGAUUGUAUAGUUGGGGCUGGUCUUGGUGAACACACAUUUUUACCCCAAACAUCCCCUUUUUUUGUAGAAAGCCAAAUAAAACACAUCCAUACCAUCUCCUUUUGAGCCCAGAAUCUAGAUUUGAGCGGAAGAGCAUGUGUGCUUCAGGGAAUUAGUGUCAUUUUUUGGAAAUCUAUGGAAGUCAAAUAACAUCAGCCUUCUGUUCACUUAGGCAGCAUUUGUAGGGAAAAAAAGCAACAGUGACAACAACCACCGACUGUCUGGAAUCAUAACACAACUUCCUGGAUCGGAAACCAAGCGGGGGAAAACAUAACAGAAACUUUAAGGGGAAUGGGAGGGGGGAGAAGGGAAAAGCCAGCCCUUUGUAUAGAAAUUUUGCUUUUGUUUUUCUCAUUCUACUUUAGAACUGCAAGCUUGUGCACUGUGGAUGCGUGACUAUCUUAGUGUGAAACGUGUUUUUGUCAUAGUAUUGAAAUAAAAACUUCAACAUAGUUUGGUUGUGGAAGGUAUAGCAGAUAGUUCAGAAAAAAAAUAUUCAGGAAACAAAAAGAGUUCUUAAAAGGAAUUGAAGCCUUUAAACAAAGCAGAUGAAAUACAGAUGAUGAUGAAGGUGACGCUAAGUAAACAGAAACCAGUCCUCCGGCAUGCAUUCCCUUCCUAAGGUACAAAGCAGCAGAGCUUAGGGUGGUGCGGCUGCCUCUGCCUCUGGACCCUCUCCCCCAUGUUCUGACACUUCUGCGGUCUGCCCAGUGGCGAUGCUAGAUUAUCAUUUCAAACUGUGAAAACUAAUGGUCUUGUCAUUUGCUCAACUUGGGGUUAUUUUGCAUUUUCUCACCUCCUGGGGAUGGAAAUGGAGGAUCCCAGAACCCACAGCCUUGGUUGGUCUCUCUGAUUGUACGGCCUUGUGCAACGUCUGUGGUGCAAAUGCACGGGUUCCAGGGGGAAAAGAAGGCAGAGACAGAUCUUGGAGCAGGCAGCAGAAUGGGAGAGGCUGGGUGCCUGGGACGGGGAGGGGGACGGGCAGGCUCUUCCGGUCACCAGGCUGUUCAGUGGAAUUAGUUCCUCCUCUGUUGAUAUUAAUGGCUUUGACCAAGUAGGCCAAAGCCCACGCUGUACCUCGCGGAAAACGUGCAUUUCACUCCAGGCCGUUGCCAUCAGGCAAACUGAUUUUGGUUGUGAUGGUUCGGAAGAGACAGAGGUUGAGGGAGCCCUCAGAUAACCUGGCCCAGGGCAGCUGACCCCCCUCCCACACCCCCUAGAACCCUGGCUCCACCACCAGCCGGAACCCAAGACUGCCCACACGCUGGCCUGCCUCUCUCCCAUCACACAUACGUGUGUCUCUGCAUGCGUGAGCGUUCCUUUCCUCUUCUUUUAUUUUAAAGAGCAAUGCUUUCUCUAAGAUCAAAGAGGGAGUUACUUUAUUUUCAAGAUGUUCUAUCUUUAUCAAUACUUUUCCUUUCUUAAUUCUUUGAAGGAGGGAUCCACUCCCCAAGUUUCCAGUGUCAAUGUGUCUAUGUGUGUAUGUGCCAUACGUAUGUAUUCACAUAGAGACCGGCAUGGCCAGGUGGUGCGGGAGGGGCGCCCGGGGCCGCGAGCAGGGCCUCCCAGUCCUGCAGGGCCGCCGUGUAUAUAGCGCAGCUUUUCGCCGUGGAAGUCUCUUUUCACACUUUUGUACGGCGCCUUCCACAGCCCAGGGUCGCCCAGCCCGGCUGGCUGGCUGGAUGGUGGUUCUCAGAGCCCUCCGUGAGCAUCCCCCGCCCAGCACUCCGUAUCCGGGGGCCUUCUCUCUUGUUACGAAACUUUUUACCGAGUGAAACACCGAUGCCACCUUUGUUUCCAUUCUCACUGGUGUAAAUACUGAGUACUAACUGAGAAUUUUGACUUUGCAUUCUGUCAGAAUACUUGUGUUCAAUAAAAAUUGAAAGAAAAAAAAAAA
Oryctolagus cuniculus (rabbit) is the source of this 6873-nucleotide messenger RNA. The record is from RefSeq and is a predicted model, not a curated record. NCBI's taxonomy places the organism in Eukaryota, Metazoa, Chordata, Mammalia, Lagomorpha, Leporidae.